UUCACGACACAAAGGUCAGCUUUGCGGCUGCAGUAAACAUGGCUUCGCAGUUCAGCGGUGUGUUGCAGCUGACAGACCUCGAUGACUUUAUUACGCCUUCUCAGCAAUGUGUUAAACCGGUCAAAGUAGAGAAGAAAGGAGGUAAAUCUGUGGCCAAAAUUCAGAUAGAAGAUGAUGGCAGUUAUUUCCAAGUCAACAAGGAUGGUGGGAAGCAGAAGCUGGAGAAAGCAAAGAUCACACUGAAUGACUGUCUGGCCUGCAGCGGCUGUAUCACCUCAGCUGAGAGCGUCCUCAUCACACAGCAGAGCCACGAGGAGCUCUUCAAGGUGCUGCACAGCAACAAGGACGAUGCAGCAGAGCAGAAGAUAGUGGUGGUAUCAGUGUCGCCUCAGUCCAGAGCCUCUCUGGCAGCACACUAUGACCUCAGCAGCAGUGAGACGGGCAGGAGGCUUACUUCCUUCUUCAAAGGCCUUGGGGUUCACUACGUGUUUGACACCAGCUUUAGUCGGACCUUCAGCCUGCUGGAGAGCCAGAGGGAGUUUAUAGAGCGUUUCCAGAAUAAGGAGCAGGACAGCAAGGCCCUGCCCAUGUUGACAUCUGCCUGUCCAGGGUGGAUCUGCUAUGCAGAAAAGACUCAUGGGGAGUUCAUUCUUCCAUACAUCAGCACCACUCGUUCUCCACAGCAGAUGAUGGGCUCCCUGGUUAAAGGAUAUUUUGCUGAGCAACAGGGGUUGAGUCCUCAGCAGGUCUACCAUGUGGCAGUGAUGCCCUGCUUUGACAAGAAGCUUGAAGCCUCCAGGUCAGACUUCUACCUGAACGCAGCAGAAACCCGAGAGGUCGACUGUGUCAUCACCUCAGCCGAGGUUCAGAAAAUGCUGGAGGAGGAAAAUGUGUCUCUUAGUGAUGUGGAGCCUGCACCUUUAGAUCCAAUGUUCAGCAGUGUGUGUGGUGACGACUUCCUGAGUCACUCUGGCAGCGGCUCAGGCGGCUACCUCCACCAUGUCUUCACCUCCGCUGCCAAGCAGCUGUUUGGAGAAGAGGUGAAGAACCUCAUCUACAAGACCCUCAGGAACAAUGACUUCCAGGAGGUGAUGCUAGAGAAAGAUGGAGUUGUCCUGCUGCGCUUUGCUUUCACUUACGGCUUCCGCAACAUCCAGAACCUCGUGCAGAAGCUCAAGAGGGGCAAAUCGCCUUACCAUUUUGUAGAAGUCAUGGCCUGUCCCUCAGGCUGUCUGAACGGAGGAGGACAGUUGAAGCCCUUACCUGGUCAGAACCACAAGGAACUGCUGCAGAAGGUUGAGCAGCUCUACAAGGCAGAGCAGACUGUAGUGCCAGAGGAGGAGACGCGUGUGGCCGAGCUCUACCAGUCCUGGCUCAGCAGUGUGGGGGAGGAGAGAGCCAGAGAGCUGCUGCACACCCAGUACCACACUGUGGAGAAGAUGACUAAUGGACUCGUUAUGAAGUGGUGAAGGAAGAGGAGCAUUGUGUCGCCUGUUGUAGCCAAAACUCAAGUUCAGCUGAGAGGGUGCAUUUUCAAAACUUGAAGAGAUAAAAGAGUAUUAACAUCUCCUUAUUGUUGACCGUGGCUUCAGAACCGUCCAAAAGAAUGAACGACUCUCUCUGCCUGUCCUUCUGAGAGUGGAUGGUGGUUGUGUGAGCAAAGUCACUGACAGGAAGUUGUGAUGUCUGUUGGCACCCCUUUUGUCUUCCUUCCUUGUCCUGAAUGCUGUUGGCCAAGUGGCACGCAGAUACCAGGAACUACCAGAGCCUGUCAUUUAUGUCACAGGCUAUAAAUGAUGCGCACAAGUCAAACCAUAUUAUGUUUUGAUAAGUAUUUUUCUUCAUGUACUGCAAAUUGUGCUUUCAAGUUAUAAAUACCACAGCAAAUGAUUAAUGCACUGAUGUGAGAUCUAUUUUCACAACAUUUCAAAUGGAAAUGUACACUAGUACUUCACACAAAGUAAUAUAUGUGAUCAUUCCUGCCUUAAUCUAUUGAUUAUAUUUAUUCUGAAUAAUAAAAACAAUUAACUGAA
Messenger RNA from Myripristis murdjan (pinecone soldierfish), 2033 nucleotides. RefSeq names its product nuclear prelamin A recognition factor-like (gene ciao3). NCBI's taxonomy places the organism in Eukaryota, Metazoa, Chordata, Actinopteri, Holocentriformes, Holocentridae. The transcript is spliced from 11 exons. The record is from RefSeq and is a predicted model, not a curated record. Bases 39 to 1469 code for a protein of 476 amino acids.